CGUUCACCUUGCUGGAUCCCACGCCGCCUCGUCCCGCAGUUGAUGCCAGACGAGCCGACCUUGGUAGACUACAGCGACAGCUCCAGCGACGACUCGGACCCACCAGAGAACGAGUGCCCCGACACCCCGAUGGCCAUGCCAGCGACGACGACCUUUGCGCCAUUGAGCGAUCCGCCGCUCUUCUCCUUUGGCACCACCGAUACGAAGCCAAAGAAGGCGAGUGCACGGCGCGCGCGACCAAAGCCGGCUGCGGCCUCGACACCGCCACCGUUUGCGUUCAGCACACCGGCAGCCUCCUUUCCGACGGCUCCCGCGUACUCGCCCGUGCAGCCGCCUCCGACCGGCUUUGCGUUCCCAAGUAACAACCAUGCGGCGCCCGACGAGGACAUUCCCAUGGACACGGCCGAGCCCGUCUUUGUCGCUGCGGCCAAUCCCUUCGUGCCCGACAACAAGCCGGAAAAGGGCAGCUCGAAGAAGAAGACGAAGCAGGCGGCAUUGAAUGCUGCCUUCCGGACAAAGUUUGUCCGAUCUGCAUCGUCCCCGAGUCCCACGAUCGAUCCUUUCGCGAUGCCUCAGGCAGACACCUUUGCGGUACCUCCAGCGUCGCAACCGGCCCCGAGUCCGAUCCAGUCGCCUGGACCGGGCCGACAUGGCUUUGAUUCCGCGCCACCGCAACCCGCGACCACACCUCCAACCACUUCGGCACCGAUCGACGAUGCAUUCAUGCAUCAAUUCCAGGCGUUCAACGUCCACGAGCCGCCACCGAACGGCGCCGACUGCGAGUACAUUCGACUGUGCGAGGUCCACCGACUCGACGCGCGCACGCAGCCGCACGCACCAUUCCUAGUGCAUUGCUCGUGCUGCCAGCAGGCGCUUCGAACGGUGUUUGUGGACUUGCAUCUCUGCGCCCCGUGCGCUGAAGUGGGCAACAUUUGCCCUCUCCGAAACUGCAACCGCGAGCUCUUCGAGUCGCCGUGGGAGACACCGCCGCCCGCCCCUGGUUUUGCCUUUGGUACUACGCCCAAACCAUCGACAAAAGGCGCCAAGCGCCGCGUGCCCCGUCCAAAACGAGCCCCGAUGCCGUCUCCAGCCCCGGUUCCAAAGCCUCCACCGACGCCGCCGCCGGUCGAGCCGGCAUGGAUUCAGUGCAAGCGCGACGGCAGCGCCGCGUACCAACGCAAGGACUACCUGGCGGCCGCCCAGUUCUACACCCGCGGCGUGGAGAGCCUCGCGGAUGAGCCAGCGUUCGAUCGCGUCAUGGCAGAACACGCCAAGAUGCUCGCCAACCGCGCCGCCGCCUUCAUGAUGCUGCACAAGAUCCGCGAGGCGCUUCAAGACGCCGAGGCUGCGAUGGCGCUCAACCCCACGUACCUUCGGGCGCAUCUGCGCUACGGGCGGUGCCACUUGCUCCUCGGCGACCACGACCGGGCGCGCAACACCUUUCUCGGCGUCUACAAGCUGCUAGCGCACGCCAGUCCCGAAGAGCAGACCGUGUACAAGCCGCAGGUCGACCAUGCGAUUCGCGACGUCGAGGCGUUCGUCUCGGCGCUGCACGAAGCCAAGUGGUGCUUUGAUGUGCUCGAGACGGCGAAAGCGCUGCAGCAAACGACAAGCGCCCUUACGUACGCCCCGUACAGCCGCGACCUCGUGCUCCAGAAGAUGAAUGCGCUCGUGGCCCUCAAGCGCUUUUCGGAUGCAAAGGCGUAUGCCAUGCAGCAGCUGCAGUUGCACACUGCGAUCGUGGCCCUCGGCAUCGACUUUGGGCUUCAGUACGCACGUAGUUUGCACUACCUGGACGAGGUCGAGAACGCCGAGACGGUGCUCCAUGAGCUGGAAGAGGCGGCGCCCACGAGCAAGUAUGUGCUCAAGCUCAAGCAGCUCUGGCUCGACAUGAAGCAGGCCAAGGUACGCCGAGUGAACGUUGCAUGCAACAAGAUGGCGGACUAGGCCCUGGGCAACGAUGCGUUCAGCUGCGGCAACUUCGUGCGCGCCAUCAACUUUUACUCGGCCGGGCUCGGGCUCGACGCCGACCACGACAUGUACAACGCGGUCCUUUUCUGCAACCGCGCGGCGGCGCUCAUGGGGCUGGCCAAGUGGACGCCGGCGAUUGCCGACUGCAAAGAUGCGCUCUCGCGCAAGCCAAAUUACUACCGUGCGCUGCUGCGAAAAGCGCGCUGUUUGCUAAAUUUGCUCAAGUUCAAGGACGGCAUCGCCGACCUCCGCGCCUACAUGGACGCGACCGAGGCAAGCGCGACGCAGGACGAGCACGAUGCCCUCGCAGCGGAAUUGCGCGCUGCGCAAGCCAAGGCCGCCGCGCACGAGUACGAGCAGCAGGAGCGAGCGCGGGCCAAGCAGCGCAAGGAGCGCCAGAAGCAGCAGGAGCGUCGUGGCGGCUACGACCCGUACAACGACUACUUUUACGGCAGCAAAUCAUCGUCCAACAAGGGUGGUCGGGCGUCGCAAAAUGGCGGGAACCGGCACCAGACGCACAAGCCACAAGCUCCCGUGCGCGUCAAGUCCCACUACGAGGUGCUGCACGUGCCUAUCACUGCGACAGCGUCCGAGAUCAAGAUCUCGUACCGAAAGCUCGCACUGAAACAUCACCCAGAUAAGGCCAAGUCGGAGGCUGACGCGGUGCUGUUCAAGGACAUGACGGCCGCAUAUGCCAUUCUCUCCGACCCGCACGAGAAGGCCAAGUACGACCGCGAACUGCGCUUCGGCGGCUACGGUGUCUACUACGAGUCCUAGCUCUGUUUUAUAACGUUAGAACCACAACCCUCCAUCUCCUUAGAAGAGGGUGCAAGGCACUA
This is a messenger RNA of Saprolegnia diclina VS20, 2810 nucleotides long. RefSeq lists its product as hypothetical. The record is from RefSeq and is a predicted model, not a curated record. The coding region runs from base 43 to 1947 and encodes 634 amino acids. Gene Ontology annotation, molecular function: protein binding. Lineage: Eukaryota; Oomycota; Saprolegniomycetes; Saprolegniales; Saprolegniaceae. The transcript is spliced from 7 exons.